Amoebophrya sp. A25 is the source of this 3557-nucleotide messenger RNA. NCBI's taxonomy places the organism in Eukaryota, Dinophyceae, Syndiniales, Amoebophryaceae. The record is from the annotation of a GenBank genome assembly.
GAGCUGGUUCGCGCGCUUCGAUGGAGAGGGCGGCCACGCUGCAGCUUCCAGACCGCGCGUCUGGGGUGGGGCUGGUGUGGCGCUCCAGGGUUUUUCUGGUGUAGUCUUUGCUUGUUGGUUUGCUUAUUGGUCUGGGGCUCUGCGUGCGUGGUAUGCAUGGUGGCGGAUGCCGCGGUCGGUUAUGGUGAUGAAGUCCCCGGUCCUCUUUUUGUGGUGUAGUGCCUUCGCCUUGUUGUCCCCACCUUGGUGCGCCUUGUCUACGAGUAUGCCAGCGCGGCGUCUGCGGGUGGCAGGUGGCGCUGCGGGCGAUUCGCGUGCCGUUGGCAUGGUAAAUGGCGGUCGGGAACCGAACCAAACGGAGGCGAUUGGUGGCCCGUCGAGGGUCGGUCAGGAAGGGACUCGGAGCAGGGUAGAGGCCAAGCCUGAGUGCGCUGCUGGGGCCGCACAACCUGGGAAGCCCCAGCAUGUUGUGUUUUAUUUCGGGAAGGCCACACAAGGCAAGGGCGACGCAUUGCGGCGAACAAUAGAGGCGAACGCCGCGGCCCAGUGGGUGGCGCUUCGUCACCGUUUUGGCGCGCGCUUAGUCGUUUUGGACUUCGGAGCGAUCUGGGCGCGCCAUAAUGAAGCAACCCGAGAGGCAGCGUCACGACUUCGCUUCUCAACCACGCAGCGGGUGCCAGUGCUUUCGUCUAUGUAUGAGGAGGCGCAACGCCUGUGUCCCGACGCUGCAACUUAUACCUAUGUGAAUGCUGAUAUAGUUUUCCUUGGGCCUUCCUUAGUAGUCACUGCGGAUCGCCUCGUCGAGGAGUCCAGAAGUGGUUCUGGCCUCUCGACGAGGUUUCUCGCAGUAGGCAGCCGGCGUGAUUUUAGUUGGCGGCCUGGGUGGCGAUGUGAUGCCCAGGGCUUCAAUGGUGCGGUGAAUGCUGCGCAGGCAUGCGGCGAGUCUAGUUGGGACGCAAAAAUUUACUCCGGCCGUGGAAGUGACUUCGCUGACGGUGAUGGCGGUUCUUUUCGGCUGGGUGACAUCUAUCGCCAGGCGCAGGAUGCGGGCGUCUUGGCGCAGGACUAUUUCAUUGCCUCGCGGGGUAUGGCUGUGCCUCCUCUUGGGUGGUGUUAUUGUACAUCUCCAAGAACGUAAGGCCCAUGGUGGGAUAGGUUAAAGCCUAGCGCUGCCCCUGUGUCAGGUCGCUGCCAGCGCUCUGAGCGAUUUGCACUGCCGACGCCCCUGAGGCGCCACCGCCAGGAGGCAGCUUCUCGUAGGUUCGUAAGGGUGGCUGACGUUCUCCCGCCUCAAGGUUCAGGCACGCCCGUCGAUGUUGGUCUUCUCGUGGGAGUUCGUGCUUGCGGUGCCCGCUCUUCGUGUCUUGGUGUGCGGGAGGUGUAUUCCGCACCCCCGGUCGGAAACGCGCGCGCAGGCUGCUCCCAUAUUUUGCUCAGGCUUUGCCUGUUAUGUUGCCAGCUUUUUGCCAACUUUGACGCACAUUCAUCUUGCCAGCCUUUUCGCAGCUUCUGUGCAGUUGCUGCCAGCUCACUGUGGCGCAUGUGGAUGACCGAAAGAGAAACGAGCGAGAACACGCCCCGGCCUUUUCGCUUGUUUUUCCGGUCAUCCGUCUGCCUAAAAAGGUCGCGGGCUUUGUACGGGCUGAAAGAAUGCGUAAAACUUGGCAAGGCUUGUGCAAUAGUUGGCAAUCGUUGGAGGCGCGUGCCCGCUGGCUGCUGCGUAAGCCUGCUGCACGGGUGACGAGCCCGCCGGCCUUUUGUCCAUGUUUUCCCCAUUCUCUGCCCGUGCGUCAGUCUGACUUUUUCUUUUGCUCAUCUGCUGCCCAGCGUCCUUUUGCUAUGUAUGUGUGUGAAAAGUUUCGCAGACUUUUGCCAACUUUUGCCAGCCCUUACCAACAGUGCAAAACGGAUUCAAGCCACCCAGAAAAGGAGGGAGAAGAUACGGAACGAGGGCAGCCUUGUUAGAAAGAAGAGGGGUGGGACGUUAUAGCCGUUUGGAGGGUUUGGGUUCGUCGGGGGAUCGGUUCUGGUGUUCUGCUUGAGCGGGUUAGUCGCGGCCUGUGGGUUCGCGCGCGUGUGUGUUCCUUUUUCGGUGCCAUUUGUCGCCUAGGCAGCGGCGCCGCACGCUGAAGCGCUGGACUGCACCUAGGGCAGGGCUUUGUUGGCUGGGUUAUUGUGGUUUUGGCUACCGGCUUGCCCAAGAUUUACAGCGGGCGGAGCCCUCAGUGAUGCGCGCGUCUUCCGUCGCGCAUUCUCUCUGCGCCGGUCUGCCUCAGUGCGCGGUCGUGCUUUGUAUGUUGGGCAUGGCUUUUUCGGCCUGAUAGACUGUUUAGUACGGUUCGGGAGGGCUCUUGCUUUUUGACGCAAGUUGGCGCUUGCUGGUGGCCUCGGACUCACUCCUCGAAGCGCGGGCCCCCUUCUGAUGAUGCCCACAGGACCUGGGGGAGGCUUUGGCAGGGUUUAACUGCUUAUCUGGAAGUCUGAUUCGCGUUGGGGCGGGCUUGGUGUUGGUGGUCGUCUUCGUCAUGGGCCCCCGGCAUUGUUUUCCAAAAGCAGCGCGCAGGGCGCUGCGCAGGUGGUUUGGCUGCCGUUUCUCGUUGCUUGGCUUUCGGCUUGUGUUCGAUCGGUUUGAAACUCGACCAGGGCAUGGGCUCUCACAGCGCUACCGGGCUCGGGCAAGCCAGCUUGCCGCUUUGGUGACAGAAGAGGGGGUGGCGCAGCGCUUUUUUAAAGGCGGAGUGUAUUCCCGUGCCAGUGGUUUCGUUUCGUUCUGUGCCACUACUGGGUGUCGGUGGGUCGGGUUCUUGGUCGGUGAAUAAUAGCGCCCCGCUUCUGAGAGUCAUAGGAAGCCUCUGGGAUUGGCGUGCUUCGAUCCCGGAAUUUAUUAUCGGUCGCGUUGGUUUUGAUAACUGGUUAGUUGACCAUGCUUUCCACCUUGCCCCAGCAGUGUCCCUUGUCGAUGUGUCUCGAAGUGUCAUGGCCUUGCACCAGAGCGACGAGAAGGGCAGCUUCUCGGGUUUUCAGGCGCCAGACACGCAUUGGAAUUACAAGAUCGCAGCGAGACACGCAGAGCGGAAUAGACUGCCACCGAAUUAUUUUGCACACGGUGCUAUAUCCGGGGCGCCGUGGUCUUCUGCUCUACAAACAGUGAACGGCACCGCCUGUCUUCAGGUCGUUCUCAAGCGCGGAAACCUCCGAACGAGAUGAACAAGAAGCAGCUCGCGUCGCGGCUGGUGCUAUCCAUCAUGAAGCGCCCCGAUCUUCGCGCCCGUUGCCAGCGCCUCGCCCCCAGCUUGGUGCAUUAGCAUACACCAUCACGUCUGCCACAUUAUCCACACCAGAAACCAGGGAGAAAAAACGCCCGCGAAGCGGUGAAGAAUACCGGCACGCGCAGGCCAUGACUGAGCGCAACCAAGCGCAAAGAGGUCGCGAGCGCUUCUGAGUAUCCCCGUCGGCUAUUGUAUUCGGCCUUGGGUGAGGCGGUGGCGCGCGGGUGUCUUUUCUCUUGCCAAGGGGGCCACGUGAGUGCGCACGCGUAAAGUGAGGGCGGAGGAGGG